Messenger RNA from Monodelphis domestica (gray short-tailed opossum), 1695 nucleotides. It is a transcript of the gene RNF215, whose product is annotated as ring finger protein 215. The record is from RefSeq and is a predicted model, not a curated record. Lineage: Eukaryota; Metazoa; Chordata; Mammalia; Didelphimorphia; Didelphidae.
GCUGCCGCGAGUGCCUCAUCUCUGCUCCUGGUCUCCCGAGAGGGGACUCUCGCCCCGCCCCCGGCCCCGCCCCCGGCCGCCUGCAGAGGGCGCCCCCGGGCCGCCGGGCGGCUUGUUUGCUUGUGCAUCCCGGCGGGCGCGGGCCGUUCUCGCGACUUUCGAGCUGAGCCCGGGGCCCCCCUGGCGCGCUGCGCCGCCGCCGCCGCCGCUGCCGCGUUCCGGGCGUCCAUGGCGGGCCCCGCGCUCCUGUGGCUCGGGCCUCCCCCGCCGCCGCCGCCGCCGCUGCUGCUGCUGCUGGCCGCGCUGCUGCCCCUCGGCCUGGGCCUGGGCCUGGGCCCGGGCGGCCCCGGCUGCGGGGCGCGGGUGGACGUGCGGCUGCGGCGGCCCCAAGCCAGCUACACCCUGCAGGGCGCCCUGCUGGCCGCGCCCGGAGCCAGACUGCAGGGCCGCCUGGUGCUGGUGGGGGACGAGGAGCCCCAGGUCCAGGCCGGCGAUGACUGGAUUGGAGUGGUCCCAGUAGGCGAGGAGCAGGCAGAAGCCCAGGGAACCAGCCCUGAGGAGUCCUUCACCGCUGCUGUGGUCAACAAGAUGAAAAGAGCUCUGGUCCUGGGCGCCUCGGCCUUGCUCAUCCUGGCCCUGAACCAGAAUGCUGUCCACGAGCUGGACGUGUCCCAAGUCCUCUCCAAGCCCAUCAUUGUGGUGCAGAUGUCCGACAAUGUCACUAAACUCCUGAGUGCCUUGCUGGGGGGCCUGCAGGCCACGGCUAAGAUCACCUCUCAGGCCAUGCUUCUGGAGAACGUGGGCCUGACGCUGACCCUGUGGUCCACCUGCGGCCUAUCUCGGGGCGGCCUCUAUGGGGAGUGGCAGGGUGUGAUCUGCCCCGGAGAAAGCAGCUCCAGGGUCCAGAAGUGUCUGCAGAAGCUGUGGAACACCAUCCUGCUGGUGGCCUUGUUGCUGUGUUUGGGCCUCAUCAUUCAGGCGAGGCGGCAGGCCCUGCAGGGCCCCCCAGAGCCUGACCCCCAGCUGGACCUCAGGCAGCACAUCUCGAGGACGCUCUCGACCCUAAAAACCCGGCGCUACCACCCGGGCCGCCAGCACCGAGCGAACGUGCCCGACAUCCAGACCUGUGCCAUCUGCCUGGACCAGUUUCACAAAAAUCAGUGUCUGCGGGUGCUGCCCUGCCUCCACGAAUUUCACCGCGAAUGCAUAGACCCCUGGCUGCUCCUGCAACAGACCUGCCCCCUCUGCAAACACAACAUCCUGGGGAGCUCUUGGGCUGAGAGCUAGCGGCGGCCCAGCCCCGGGGGGGAUCGCGGGGGCCAAGCACUCCAUCCCAGAAGCUCCCCGAGCCGAGGAACCCGGUGCCUAGCGCAUACACAACUGAGAUGCAGACCUCCCUGGCCUCGACUCCCACCUCCCUGGAGCAGAAGGCUGGGGACCAGCAGGGCCGCGGGGGCUCUCAUCGGGGGCUGCCAUCCAGCCCGUGUCUCCUUCCCGAGGGACGGCGGGGUCCUGCCGCUGUUGAGGAGCGAGGCCGGCCCGAUGCAGGCCGCCAUCUGGGCAGAUGCCAGCCGCUCCUGUGCCCCUCCGGGGGGUCGGGGGCUGCCUUUCACACUAAUUUAUUUGGGUUAACACUGCUGGGCCCAGCCGGGCACAUCUUGUACAAGUGCAGCAUUAAACUCAGACACACUUGCA